Molecule: messenger RNA, 930 nt
Organism: Acanthamoeba castellanii str. Neff
Lineage: Eukaryota; Discosea; Longamoebia; Acanthamoebidae
Product: TBC domain containing protein
Exons: 9
Coding region: 1-930 (309 amino acids)
Source: RefSeq, a predicted model, not a curated record
AUGACCUCCACCGCCGCCAUGCGGCACGCGAGUCGGGCGGCCCCGCGCCACUACUCCAUGCGCCAGCGCGAGGCCGGCCUGACCGCCUUCGGGUCGGACGAGGAAGAGGAGAUCGAGCGCCUCUACACGAUCGACGAAGACGGCCGCGCGCCUUGGAAGAUCAAACGCGAGGUGCGGGCGGGCAUUCCACCCGAGAUCAGAGGUCUCUACUGGCAGACGGUGACUGGCGCCAAGGGCUGCUUGGAGAAGAAUCCGGACCUCUAUGGCACCCUCGUGCAGAUGCCGUCCAACUACGAAGAAAAGAUCCUCAAGGACGUCACCCGAACCAUGCCGCACCUCAUGUUCUUCCGGAAGAAGAACGGUGCCGGGCAGCGGGCGCUCUUCAACGUGCUCAAGGCCUACAGCGUGUUGGACAAGGAGCUGGGCUACUGCCAGUCCAUGUCCUUCAUCGUCGCCAUUCUCCUCCUCUACAUGCCCGAACAGUUGACCAAGGUCUACCACAUCCGCGGAAGGGCCUUCCUCUCCUGCGACUAUCCCUCUACCAGCUGGCUCUACCACCACUUCAAGGACGAGGGCGUGAACCCAGUCCUCUACGCCUCCGAGUGGUUCUCCACACUCUUUGCCUACAACUUCCCUCUCGAGAUCGUCGUGCGGUUGUGGGACGUGUUUCUCGCGGAAGGAAACGAGUUCUUAUUCAAGGUCGCCCUGGCUGUGCUCAAGUUGUCGCACGACGAGCUGCUGCCGCUGCCGUUCGAGCACGUCAUCACCCACCUCAAGUCGAAGCAGGACGCGCUCCUCGCGGUGUCGGCCGACUUCCUGAUCAAGCUGGCCGACGCCUACUCGCGCAACAUCGACAAGCAGACUCUCGAAGCCCUCGAGUUGCGCUACAACUCCCCCAAGAAGAGCAUCUUCCGCCUCGAGACCGUCUGA